UAAGAAAAAACUGAUGGGUUUAAUGUAGCCUCGUUUGUCUCAUUUUCCCUGCUCUUAGCUUAUGAAGAUUGUGUGAUUAUGGAGAAGAUAUCUCAAGUUAUGCAACAGAAUGAGGUAAUGAAGAAGGGUUUAAGGAAAUUAAUGUUGAUGUUUAUGCUGGAGUGGAAGACUUUUGAGGAGGAGUCUGAUAUGACCAGCAAGUGUUUGCAAGAAUGCUUCAAUGAACUUGAGGUCAGGGAGAAGUACUUGACCUCAGUACAAGAAUCGGUGGCUGAGGGCUCUAAGGAACUUGACUUGAUCAGGGAAUCUUUAGAGCAGAGACGGAAAGAAGUUGAAACAAAAGAAGAGGAGUUUUGUGCAUUCCAAGAAAGAGAAAUCAGGGAUUUGGAAUGCAAGUGGCAAGACUUCAUUUUUGCCAAAAAGGGAUUCGAUGAAGCUGUGAAAUUGAGAGAGGAGAAGCUGAUCGAGCAAGAAAAGAUUGGGGAACGCCUUUUGGAGGAAAUAGGAUUUGAGCAUAAGCAGUUGGAGAAUUUUUGCAAGUCUAGUUUUACGGAGAUUUGUAUGAAGGCCAAGGAGUUUGAGGAGCUCUUGGAGAAGUUGAAUAAGAUUCAGAGUUUGAUUCGCAAAGAAUCAGAUGUCCUUCAGUUGAAAGAGAGAAAUUUCGCUGAACGAAUGGAAGAAUUUCAAGUUAAGGAAAAUAAUUUACAGUCGACGGAGAAGGAACUUGAAAUAAAAGUAAGGAGCUUGGACACCGUGAAGAAGGAACUUAGAGAAAAGGAACAUUACCUAGAUUCCAUUCAGAAGGAACUAAGAGAGAAGGAAACUACUUUGGAUUCUGUAAAGACGAAACUUACUAUCAAGGAAGACCACCUGACCUCAGUGAAGAAGGAACUGGAGGACAAGGACAAGGGUCUGGAUACAAUUAAGAAGAAACUUGAACUCCGCAAGCAGGACUUGAAUUUUUUCGAGGAAAUACUCCAACUAAGGGAGGGAGGGCUCAAUUCUAUUCAAGAGGCAUAUAGGCAGCGAUCAGAAGAUCUUGAUUCUAGGGAGAAGAAACUGAAUUUGGUUCAUGGUGAGUUUCAAUUAGAAAAGGAAAAAUUCCAAACAGAACAAGGAUUCUUCAAGAAAAAACUGAAAGAUGUAGCACUUAAAGAGAAACAGGUUGAGGUGAAAUUUAGAGAGCUUGAACAAAGAGAAAAGCACAUGGAAGAUCGGUUUAAAGUGCUUGAGGAUAAAAUGAAGCAACUGAAAACUAUUGGUAAUGUCCCUAAGAAGACUGAGUCUAUUUAUUUAUACAAUGUAGAAGUGGAAAGAGUUGGUGCUAUCUCUAGUAGUUCUGCUGAUAUAAAACUUGUUGCGACAAUGGACGGGAGGACUUUACAGAUAUUCUUAAAUGAGCACGCAAACAAGCUAGAUUCGUUGUCUGAUGAUGUUUUCAGGUCCCUUCAAUUGUCUCGCAACCCUGCACAGUUGGUGCUUGAUGCAAUGGAAGGGUUCUAUCCUCCCCACUUGAUGAACGGAGAUACAGAGUUUGAGGGCAGUGUUGUCAAGCAUACCUGCAUUUUUCUAUUAGAGCAGUUAAUUAGAGUAUCACCGAAGAUUCAACCUAUUGUGCGCAGAAGAGCAAGGAAACUUGCGAGAGAGUGGAAGGCUAAAAUGAGGGCAAUGACUGGGGAUCAACUAGAGAUCUUGGGCUUCUUGUAUCUGUUGGCUUCUUAUGGUCUGGUCUCUUCCUUUGAUGCGGAUGGGCUUAUGAACCUGCUGACUGUUGUUGCUGAGCAUAACAAGUCAAUGGAGUUGUGUCGUCUUCUUGGUUUCACAGAGAAGAUUCCUUGUUUCAUCCAGAACCUCAUAGCCAAGCAAAAGCAUCUUGAAGCUGUUGAAUAUGCUUAUGCUUUUGAGCUCACAGGCCAUUUCCUACCAAUACCUAUUCUCAAAGACUACUUGAAACAAGUUAUGCAGAUUUCUGAGUGCGUUUGUAUUGGAGAAACGUGCUCAGUCAAAGAAAAGAAUGAAGCCAUUGAACAGAGUGUAGCUUCCAUUAGAGCUGUUAUCAGAUGCAUUAUGGAUCACGAGCUUCAAUCUCAAUACCCGCCUUCACAGCUUGAAGAGUGUAUAGAAUCCCUCACAAGGCAGAAGGCAAAUGUAACCGCAUCAUCUGUCAUUUCUGAGGCUCAGCUGAAACAGGUGGUAUCAAUUAGUCCAUCUGUCCCCACUGAUACCAAGGCCCUCAGCUCUACCUCAUUCUCUGGAACGGCCUCCACUUGCAUGUUAGGUCAUUCCGAUGCUAUGGCUGCCAUCCUUGUGAGCAUGGGCGGAAAGAAUUUGCAGAAUUUUUUAUACAAUCAUUGGAAUGAGCAGGAGUUGUUGCGCAUUGAAAUAUCUAGAGCUCUCAAAAUGUCAUGUGACUCAGGAUUGCUUGUAUUGGAAGCACUUGAAGGAUUUUAUCCUCCGGAACCUCAUAAUGAAGAAAUUUUAUUUGAUCGUAGUGUUAUCAGGAAAAGUUGCAUUCUUCUACUGGAACAGUUGAUGAGGCUCUCACCAGAGAUUAAACCAAAAGCCAAACUGGAAGCACACAAGCUUGCAUUUGACUGGAAAGCAAAGAUGAUAGCUGAAACAGAAAACUAUCUGGCA
This is a messenger RNA of Nicotiana tabacum (common tobacco), 2637 nucleotides long. The record is from RefSeq and is a predicted model, not a curated record. Lineage: Eukaryota; Viridiplantae; Streptophyta; Magnoliopsida; Solanales; Solanaceae.